AGAGAGGAGCACGCGUGUCUCUGUACUACUGCAGACAGAGUUGCAGAUAACAGGGCUUGCGAAAGACCAGCAGGGAGGGGACGACCAACAACCAGUCACUAUGGUUUGGCCAUUUGGCAAACAUGAAUCUGCUGCUGCUGUGCGAAAUACUACGCAGCCUCCAAUUGUUUCACAUGACAACUCCACGGAAGUGGCUGGAUCUGGGGACAAGGCUGCUGAUGCCUUCAAAAAGAUUCAACAAGAGCUCAUGAAUCAGAUCAGUAAGAUCCCCUUACCCCCAUGGGCACUAAUAGCCAUUGCUGUGGUAGGCGGACUACUGAUUAUCACCUGCUGCUUCUGUAUUUGUAAGAAAUGUUGCUGCAAGAAGAAGAAAGGUAAAAAAGAAAAAGGAAAAGGAAAAGGAAUGAAGAAUGUACUAAACAUGAAAGACUUGAAGGGAGGCGGGGGACAGGAUGAUGAUGAUGAUGACGCAGAAACUGGUUUAACAGAAGGUGAAGACAAAGAGGACGAAGAAAAAGAGGAAGAAAAAUUUGGGAAGUUACAAUUCUCACUAGACUAUGACUUCCAAAAUAAUCAGAUACAAGUGGGAGUUAUCCAGGCCACUGAAUUACCUGCACUGGACAUGGGAGGCACUUCAGACCCUUAUGUGAAGGUGUUUUUCUUGCCAGAUAAGAAGAAGAAGUAUGAAACUAAAGUUCAUCGCAAGACACUAAAUCCCAUCUUCAAUGAGACAUUCACUUUCAAGAUACCUUAUCAAGAGCUUGGGGGAAAGACACUUUGUAUGUCCAUUUAUGAUUUUGAUCGAUUCUCCAAACAUGACAUCAUUGGAGAAGUGAAAGUUCCCAUGAACACUGUGGACCUAGGGCAACCAAUUGAGGAAUGGAGAGACUUACAGAGUGCAGAGAAAGAGGAGCCUGAGAAGCUUGGUGAUAUCUGUAUCUCCCUGCGUUAUGUUCCCACUGCUGGAAAACUUACUGUCUGUAUUCUGGAAGCAAAAAAUCUUAAAAAGAUGGAUGUGGGUGGUUUGUCAGAUCCCUAUGUUAAGAUUCAUCUAAUGCAGAAUGGGAAGCGUCUGAAGAAGAAAAAAACAACAGUGAAGAAAAAGACAUUGAAUCCCUAUUUCAAUGAGUCGUUCAGCUUCGAGAUUCCCUUUGAGCAGAUCCAGAAAGUUCAAGUUGUCAUCACUGUCUUGGAUUAUGAUAAACUGGGCAAGAAUGAGGCAAUUGGUAAAAUCUUCGUUGGAUGCAGUGCCACAGGAACCGAGCUCCGACAUUGGUCAGACAUGUUGGCAAAUCCAAGACGUCCAAUUGCACAGUGGCACCCUCUCAAACCUGAAGAAGAGGUCGAUCUCGCACUAGGCAGCAAGAAAUAAGAGGCUCUUCAUGCAUACACCCUUUCCCCUCAGUCCCCCUUUACCUUCACAUUCUGCUGUGCAGACUCAAAUCUACAAGCACCUUCAACUCACCCACACAGCUCUUGCAAUCACAAUAUAAUUAGAAGUAAAGGAGCACACCUUGAUGGUAUAUUGGCUUUUCAGAAUAUUGAUUGGUAUUUUGGGAAGCCAAACUAUUGAACUAAAUUAGAGCUGUUUGAGGGUGGAGAUGUUCGAGGAAUGUAUAUUCAAGAACACUUGAAAAUGUCAAGUGUUCUAGAAUAACCUUGAUUUAUACUGUUUUCUCUGAGUGUAUUUUGGAAAAAAAAGGUAGAUUUUUCACAGGUCUUCCAAAGAUAACUGGCUUUACUCAAAAAUAGCAAAUAAAUAAAUAUAUAAUAACACAGCCAUCGGUUCCUAAAAGCUUUGUAUUCCUUGAGCCACAUAAACAUCUGUUCUGGGCAAGCUAGUUAGACUUUUAUAUUGGACCAUAAACAUACCUAACAUGGUAUGUUUCAUAGGAUUAUUCAUUAUGGUCUGGAUUGUUCCUUUGAUUUAAUAAUUUCUUGUUGAAAUGUAUUCAGUGUUACUUUUUUAAUAUAGGGAUUCUGCCCACCCCAAAAUGAUAAAGGUCCACAACUCCCUUAAUGUUUUAAAGACUUUCAAUGCCAGAAGAGUAUAGUGGAAGACUAACAUGAUGAUUGUAGACCAACAACAUUUUGGGAGCUGCAAUUCAAUACUACUUUAAUAUUUUCUGUAAAAUGACCCUUGAAUGUGACUAUUCUGUAGAAUUAUUCUUUAAUUUUGGAAUGCAUAGUGUGAUUUAUUAAAAUCAGUUGGAGAAUCCCUUUUGGAUUUUUAGUGUUUUGCAGCUUUUCACAAUCGAUUGUCUUCCAUUUUUGUCCAAAGGACAAACAUGGCAUCACAUGUAUUUUGUGAUGCAAAGCCAAGGACAGGGCAGAUAUGCUCACAGUGUCAUCCAGUUCACAAUACAGAUAUUGUGGGUGGAGUUUUACUAGACAUUGAUUAGAUGAAGAUUGGGACAUAUGCUUAGCAGGGUGCUUUUCUAAAAUGUAUGUAUUUGUUGCUGCAUUGUACGCUGCAGUGAGGGAAAAUAUUUUAGAAAUAUGUGUUGACAGAUUUAGGUGCAAAACCUCUACAGGUUUGAUGCACAGAAUCAGCAAGACCUUGUGUUUGCAGUGAUGAUAUAUGAGGGUUUUUGGAGAAUAAGCAAGCAUCCUUGGGGGAGGCUGUGAGCUUUAAUGACAGAGAUCUCUGGAAUAUAUCAUAUCUACAAAGACCAGUAACUCUUGGCAAGAGGAAAUGGAAGUAAAUCAAAAUAUAUGUGCAAUGUAUUAAAUGCUAUGGAAGUUGCAGAAUAUGAUGCACUGAAACCAUGUUCUUCCAUAGUGUAGAGUGAAAGUGGUGUGUUGAAAGAAAAGUGCCAGUUUUCACAGUGGGAACAAAAACUAUUUUGAUGUCAAUGACUGCAGUGUUGUUUUUUUUUUUUUUGGUUUAAAUUUUGUUUAUUGAAAUUGCAAUACAAAAUACAGUAGGACACAUAGCGGCAAUUCUGUCGUGACAGCAGUGAGUGCAAAAUAUACAGAUAAAUCAAUUAAGAUGGCUGCAGUGUUUUGUUAGGGACCUUUAAAAUAUUUAUUUAGUCUGAUAUGUUUGUUCCCAGCAGUCAGUUAAAUCUGCCUCCUGAAAUUUAAAGAUACAUAUAGAAGGGAAUACAUCACCAUGUUUCUUUGUGCAUCUGUUUACAUUUAUGUUUCAAUAAUGAUUGCAGUCAUAAAAAAUGAGGCUUGUUAACCAUACAGUAAAGUUGUGCUGAAAGGAAAAAAAUGAUUUGCCAAAUUUAAGGAACACUCCAAGCACUAUAAUCAAUAUAGCCUGCUUAAUGGUUAUUGUGCCAGGAGUGCCUUGGCACUCUCGCAGAGUAAGUAGUCAAACCAGUUAAGAAUGGUUUGACACCUCACCUCGGGCUCACACGGAGCCUAGAGCAUGAAGCGCUUACCUCCAGUGAGCCUAGCUUGCUCAUUGGCUGAGCGUGUCAGCUGAGUGCUCUUAGCCAAUAGGCACAACCCUGCUUAACCUUGUGGCAGAGUGUCUGGUUCCAGAGGUGGCAAUGGCUAGUGCCUGGUGGGGUUACCAGCAGUUAACAGGUCAGUUGUCUACUUACUUUGGGAGGACACCAAGGAACUCUCGGCAUUAUGACCACUACUAAGGGUUGUAGUGUUGCUUUAAAGCUUGAAGUGUUGCUUUAAAGCUAUGAAACCAAAGUUUGAAAGAUUCUCCACCACAGCUUAGAUGCCAGCAUUUUUUUUUAUCAGUUCUUCACAACAUAGUUUACUGUUGAGCACAGUGAACAGAGCUGUAAUUAUCUGAGCAUUAGAAUGUUGUGCUAAAAUGUCCUAUGCACAAUAAGUACACCUGAGCCUAGUUCACUUUAACUCUACCUUGAAAUAAAGACACGUGGCAUUAUAGUCCAAUAAGAUACUUAAUUAUAUUAUGAAUAUAUAUUAGUCUAAGUUAUAUAUAAUGGCCCUUUCAAACAGGGGUACCAGAAGUCAACACUCAAGUGUGUAUUUUGAUAUUUAUACUGGUGCUUUUUUGUAGGUCAGGUGUGACAGUCGAAUUACCUUUUUUUCAUUUUUUAUAUGCUUAAAACAUAUGGCCUGAUGUUAAAAAAAAAAAAAAAAAAAUAUGUCUUGGUCUGCUUAUCUAGCUUCAAAAGUGAUAGCCUAAAAUGUAUGUCCUUGUGUAAUGUUGCAAGAAUGAGCUAUGGAGUGUGAGGACAGGAAAUAAGAAUUUUUCAAAGGGUUAAAUUGACACUUGCCAUUUUCAAGGACUUUUUAUUGUCAUAGGAAGCAUCAUUACUUGUUCUGCUUUCCAUAAUUCUACUGUUUGUAAGAUUAGUAUUUAGAUUAGUGGUUGAGUGGGUAGUCUGCCAUAUUUGUAAGCAUGGGAGUUCUAAGCCAAAAUAUCUGAUCCUGAAUACAAAAGAUUACCCAGAAAUUUAAAAUAACGGUCACCUGAAUGUUUCUAACCUCUUUAUAUAAAACAUCAUGUUGGCCAUCACAUAGUGUAACAGAAUUGCAUCGCACGUGGUAAAUAUUCAGAUACACUGAAUAAUAAUAAUACAAAUAAUAAUAUAAUUAUCACAUUAUUUGACCGCAUUCCUUUAAAAACUCAUUAGUUUCCAUCUUUUUCCUAGAGUAAAUUGCUUUUAUUUACAAAUGUAUACAUAAUGAUGCUGUUGACCUAGGAUUGAUGAAGUGAUAAGUGGAUCCUGUGGACACUAGAAAUAUUGCAACUGCAAUACUAAUUAAUGAGUUGCUGAUUACUGAGGAUAUAAUGCCAGUAUCCAUUCAAAAAACGUUAUAUAGGCUGUGCAUAAGCAACUAAUGUUAUUUUGAAACACCUGAUGAUGUACUCAUUCUUCAACCCUUCAUAAAUACUGUUAUAAAUAAAUAAAAAAGCGCUGAAUGCCAUCUGUGCCCAAAUAAAAUAUAGGUAUAUAAAAAAAGAUUUAUAGUUAUUUGUUACAUGCUGGACAGGUGGAUUGAGUAUGUUAAAGGAUCACUAUAGGGUCAGGAACACAAACAUGUAUAGUGUUUAACCCACCAUAUAGGUGACUUGCUCCCUAUCUCCUGUAGCCCCCCUAUAAAAGUAUAAAACUCACCUUAUUUCCAGCGCUGCAUGGGUCUAAGGAGUGGCCACUUGGAGGUGUCCCUAGGGGCAAUGUAAACACUGUCUUUUCUCUGAAAAGGCAGUGUUUACAUGAAAAUUCCAGAAUAACUAAAUUAAGCUGUAGUUGUUCUGGUGACUAUAGUGUCUCUUUAAAAAGUCAAUAGUGAAGUUGUAGAUGGAUAGGUAAAAUAAUUGGUUAUGUUAUAUAUGUGAAAAUGAGAUAUUAAGACAUUGUCCUAGGUGGCCCCCAAGUUAUAUUUAGUGCAUAUAUUUGGCUUAGCGGAAGCAAAAAGAGGUGUCACAGCCAAGAGUUAAGAUGCACAAACUAAAUGAAAUCACCAGAAAGCCACAGAGUGUCCUGCUUGGACUUUGCAAACAGGGUGUCUGUGUGCUUACAAAUUUGUGUGUUUGUGUGUGUACCUGACAGGGAGCCGGAGGUGUGCUUGAUAAUCUGUAUAUAAUAUGCAUGAGACAUUUUGUACAUAAUAGCAUGAGGGGAGGAGUGUGUGAUUGUUUGAAUGCAGUGGUGUGAAUCUCCCUCACCUUUAAAGCUCUUCACUAACGCACCAGGUCACCUCUGGCUUUAAGUAUCCACAAAUAAUUGGUUAGAUAUACUAUGCCUAAAAAUGCUCCUCCCCUUGUCAUACAUGCACUUGUACAUAUUUCUUGUGCAAUAUACUGCACCCAGUCUUUAAAGCCAGAGUAUUGAAGAUGUUUAGAAGUUAGGAUUGCAACAAUAGGUUUACCUUUUGACUCUUCCUCUGCAUAAAGGUGAUAUGAAUCUCUUCAACGGUUGUUUAACAUCUUUGCUGACAAUGAAUAUCAAAGCCUUUCAUUGUUUUCUAUGGCAGUGGAGAAGAAAUUGGAGUAUUAUAUGUUUGAAUACAUUUUGGAGUGGAGUUUGUGUUAAAGUUUUCUUUCUAUUUUCGAAUGUUCGCAUGCUAAAGAGGAAAAUAAAGUACAUAGAUAUAAAUAUAAAUAUAUAUAUAUAUAUAUUAUAAAUAGAAAAGGGGUAAUAAAGGGAAGGGUGUAUGUUUACUUUGAUUAUUUUCCCCUUGUGUGUGUCUGGUGUCUUGUAUCCUGCUAAAUGUUUACGGAUUUUUAUCCGGGCAAUAGACUCCACCCCUCACCCUGGCAUGGGGGUGGACUUUCCCUGCGUCUUGUGGCGUCUAAACCCUUUUGCCAUGCUGAGAUAUAAAAGCCAUAAUUCCUGAGAGCUGGGAUCCGAGAGGAUACCCAGACUAAAUAUGCAUGUAAACUGUCUUUGUCUUUAUGUUUUCAGACAGUGGGUGGGGUGGAGCUUAUGGAAAGUUUCUCUUAAUGGAUCUUUGUUUCCUUUCCACCCAACUCUGUGUUCUCUGUUUAAGUUUAUUGUUGUCUUUGUUAUUUUGUAAAAUGUCUCCUUAAUAAAGAAAUCUGAUUUAAUUGUGA
This is a messenger RNA of Pelobates fuscus (common spadefoot toad), 6499 nucleotides long. It is a transcript of the gene SYT2, whose product is annotated as synaptotagmin 2. Gene Ontology annotation, cellular component: exocytic vesicle; synaptic vesicle membrane; axon. The record is from RefSeq and is a predicted model, not a curated record. Lineage: Eukaryota; Metazoa; Chordata; Amphibia; Anura; Pelobatidae. The transcript has 9 exons. Gene Ontology annotation, molecular function: clathrin binding; calcium ion binding; phosphatidylserine binding. The coding region runs from base 101 to 1372 and encodes 423 amino acids. Gene Ontology annotation, biological process: regulation of calcium ion-dependent exocytosis; synaptic vesicle endocytosis; regulation of dopamine secretion.